Messenger RNA from Rotaria sordida, 753 nucleotides. The record is from the annotation of a GenBank genome assembly. NCBI's taxonomy places the organism in Eukaryota, Metazoa, Rotifera, Eurotatoria, Philodinida, Philodinidae.
AUGUCCAGACAAUUACCAUGUGGUGCUGACUGCAUGCGAGGAGUAUUACUUUUCCUCAACGGAUUGUUUGUCUUGGUUGGUCUUGCCCUUCUUGGUAUUGGUAUAUAUAUCAAAGUGGACACAAAUUUUGCAUCGGUUCUCAGCAAAUUGGCUACUGACGGUAGUUUUGAAGUAAAAACUAUUGGAUUUUUAGCUUUCGUUAUGAUUGGUGGUGGUAUUUUUACUCUUCUUGUUGCACUGUUAGGUUGUGUAGGAGCAUUGUGGAAUAAUCGAUGUUUAUUAUUUACGUAUGCUAUAAUUCUUAUCAUUUUAAUGUUACUUGAAUUAGUUGGCUUUAUUUUGGCAAUGGUUUAUAAAGGAAAACUUAAAGGUCUCUUUGAAGAACCUUUAUUCAAAGUCUUAGAUGUUGCUUUGAAAAAUAAGGAUAACGCUACAAUACUAGCUUUCCAGGAUUUGGAAAAUUCAAUGAAAUGCUGUGGUGUCCAUAAUGAAUCGGAUUAUUUUGGCUAUUUUAUUGAAAAAUCUAAACAAUGUAAGCAACAUUUAGAUUCUAAGGGUUGUGCUCAAGCUAUUAUCGAUUUAUUCAAUAAGAAUUUACCAAUAAUUGGUGGUACAUUAGGUGGUAUUUUAGUAAUUGAACUUUUUGGUUUGAUUGGUGCUUGUGUAUUGGCUGUAGCACUCAAAGAUUCACCUGAAAGCAGGUAUUCAUCAUCUCCAGUAUCAUGGUCGAAAUUUGCACCAGGUCGUCGUUAA